GUCUGGUUUCAUGUUGUCUGGUCUCAUGUUGUCUGGUUUAGUGUUGUCUGGUUUAGUGUUGUCUGGUUUAGUGUUGUCUGGUCUCGUGUUGUCUGAUUUAGGUUUGUCUGAUUACAUCUCCUGGGUACGUGUUGUCUGAUUUAAUGUCCGGGUUAGUGUUGUCUGAUUUAAUAUCUGAUUUAAUGUCCGGGUUAGUGUUGUCUCUUUAGUGUCUGGUUUAAUAAUGUCACAUACCUUGUUUUGUCUGGCUGUGGUUUCUCGUGGGUUGAGUUCGAUGAGCAUGUUUUUAUUGACAGUGUUGUUGUGUAUCUCAGAGGUGACGGUGGUAUACCAGAAUGGACUGCCGGUGAUCUCAGUCAGUUUGCCGUCCCGGCGCGAGCGAUGCCAGUUCACUCUGAAGCCACUCAGUGACUGUGUUGGGGUGUUCCUCACACAGCUGCAGACAGAGGACAGGGGCAUCGACCGAGUAGCCAUCUACUCUACAGAUGGGGCGAGGGUAGCCUCUUCCACAGGGAUAGACAUCCUCCUGUUGGAUGACUUCAACCUGGUCAUCAACAACGUCAGGCACCUGGUUCGGCCGCCCCGGAGAGAUCUGCUGGCCCAGGAGGAGGCAGAGCGUCUGAACGACGUUAAGUUCCUGGUUCAGCAGCUCUACACCACCCUGCGUAUAGAAGAGCAUCAGCUUAGUAAAGAGAAGGAACUGGUGGUGAGACUGGAGGACCUCAACUCACAGCUACGUCCUCUGGAGAAGGUGAGGGAGGAGCUGAGUCGUAAGGCCGAGCGUCGUACCACCUGGGUGCUGUGGGGGGGCGUGGCCUACAUGGCAACACAGUUUGGGAUCCUGGCGCGUCUCACCUGGUGGGAGUACUCCUGGGACAUCAUGGAGCCUGUCACCUACUUCAUUACCUACGCUACCGCCAUGGCUAUGUACUCCUACUACGUACUCACACGCCAGGAGUACAUCUACCCAGACGCCAGGGACAGACAGUACCUGCUGUUCUUCCACAAGGUGAAGAGACAACGCUUUGACAUCCACAAGUACAACCUGCUGAAGGACUCUAUCGCUGAGGUGGAGUUAGAUCUGAAACGUCAGGAUCCCCUCCAGCUCCAACUUCCUGUCCAGCAACUCACCGCCGCCAGCAAAGAUUGAUAUCCUCCCUUCCCUUAGUCCCUCCAUCCCUCAUUUCCUCACCUUCCCCUCUCUCUCGCCGUCCAUCCACCCUCCACCUUUACUUUCUCUC
Oncorhynchus gorbuscha (pink salmon) is the source of this 1241-nucleotide messenger RNA. Its product is annotated as calcium uniporter protein, mitochondrial-like. Gene Ontology annotation, cellular component: mitochondrial inner membrane; uniplex complex. Gene Ontology annotation, molecular function: uniporter activity; calcium channel activity. The record is from RefSeq and is a predicted model, not a curated record. NCBI's taxonomy places the organism in Eukaryota, Metazoa, Chordata, Actinopteri, Salmoniformes, Salmonidae. Gene Ontology annotation, biological process: mitochondrial calcium ion homeostasis; calcium import into the mitochondrion.